Cordyceps fumosorosea ARSEF 2679 is the source of this 2220-nucleotide messenger RNA. RefSeq names its product sorting nexin Mvp1. NCBI's taxonomy places the organism in Eukaryota, Fungi, Ascomycota, Sordariomycetes, Hypocreales, Cordycipitaceae. The transcript is spliced from 3 exons. Gene Ontology annotation, molecular function: phosphatidylinositol-3-phosphate binding. Gene Ontology annotation, cellular component: endosome. The record is from RefSeq and is a predicted model, not a curated record. The coding region runs from base 1 to 2220 and encodes 739 amino acids. Gene Ontology annotation, biological process: protein targeting to vacuole; retrograde transport, endosome to Golgi.
AUGUCCCUAUUUGGAACGUCGCCCACCGAGGGCGAUGCUCUCUCGACGCCGAAUCGACAGCGCGGCCGGGGAGGAGCCGGUCUGUUCGAUGACGACACCCACCCGCCCGCUGGCGGUGGCGGCUUGUUCAACGAUGCCGAGCACCAUGGCGAACAAGGCAAUGGCAGUGCUGCCGACUCGCCAUGGGAUAUGCCUACGCCGCGCAAGCACCAGAGCCGAGCCGAACUGAUUCGCAGGCUGCUACCGGCAUCCGACGUGCCUGACAUCUACAUUGAGACGUUCGACACCGUGGUGCGCCAGGAUGGCGACGCUUCUGGCAGAGUCACGUCUGGCGGCAUCGCCAGCAUCUUCGCCACGGCACGCAUUGAUGCGGACGCGCAAGCAACCAUAAUGUCUUUGCUGGCAGCAGGCGGCAAUGCUUCGGACUUGACUCUUGGUCGCGCCGAGUUCAACGUCUUGCUCGGGCUUGUGGGCCUGGCCCAGGAAGGCGACAUAAUAAGCCUUGACGGAGUCGACGAGCGCCGUUCCAACCUGCCCCGGCCGAAGCUCGCGGGCCUGACCGCCGAACCCGUCAUACCACCCAUCACUGAGCUCGCCGCAAAACCUCCCCAGACGCCCGUUCCCGCCGCAGCAAUCGACGCGGCUCCCGAGAUUCCCGAGCAGCAUCGAAUCCUCCGACCAGCCAUGGACGACCCCGAAGACGAUCCCUGGAACACCCCCGACAUGCACAAGGGCCAUGCUCACACCAAGCAAAAUGGCAUCGGCGGUGCUGUGUCCAACGGCCAGACGGCUUUCGGCACUUCACCCACGGCUGCGCCGGCACCCCAUACCCCCUCGGAAACCUACUCAGCCCGGACUCGUCACAAUACAAGUUCAGGCCCCCGGCCGAACAGUGGUAUCGCCGGCCCGGAUGGCUGGGGCGCAGGCUUUUACGCGCCGCAGACACCAGCAGCGGGACCCAGCACAUCCAACCCGUUUGGCGGUGACGGUGCGGUGCGAACGCCAGACGCGCCGGGGCCGGUGCCGCCAUCACUGAACCCCAGUCACAGCGCGGCCGGUCGCACCGGAAGCAGCGUCGAAGAGAAUGUCAUCGUCACGCUGAUGCCGGGCAAAGAGGGCGUCUUUAUGUUCCAGCACCACAACUACGAGGUCACCAGCCAGCGGCGAGGCAGCAAGGUCAUUCGCAGGUACAGCGACUUUGUCUGGCUGCUCGAUUGCCUCCACAAGCGCUAUCCCUUCCGUGUCCUGCCUCUGCUACCACCGAAGAGAGUUGCCGUCAACGGCAAUCACCUUUCCAACGACGGCGCAUUCAUCGAGAAGCGACGUAGGGGGUUGAGUCGAUUCAUCAACGCUCUCGUCAGGCAUCCCAUUCUGAGCCAGGAACAGCUUGUCGUCAUGUUCCUGACUGUUCCUACCGAGCUCGCAGUCUGGCGCAAACAAUCGACAAUCUCUGUUCAGGACGAGUUUACCGACAGAGCGCUGCCUCCCGGCCUCGAGGAUUCCCUUCCGCCGACGCUCGAGGAGCUUUUCACCAAGACGAGAUCUGGUGUGGUUCGCUCGGCCGAGCUGUACAUUAACGUGUGCAACAUUAUGGACCGCCUCGUGAAGCGCACCGAAGGUGUAGCCGCCGACCAUGCCCGCGUCGCCAUGUCGCUCGCAUCUCUCACCGAAACCUCUGCCGAUACAUACGCGACCGAUACGAACGAGGUUCCACUGCUCAACGAUGGCCUGACCGCGAUGAGCCGACAUCUGCGCACCUGCCAGUCGUUGCUGGAGGACGAGAGCAAGGGAUGGGACGUAGGCGUGCUCGAGGACUUGAAACGUCAACGCGAUGCACUGGUCAGCGUGCGUGAGCUGUUUGAGCGUCGCGACAGGCUGGACAAGGACAACAUCCCGUACCUGGAACGUCGGAUCCAGACCAACGAGACCAAGCUGGCGACCUUGCGUGGGAAACCCGAGGGGACGGUCAAACCCGGCGAGAUUGAAAAAGUCGCCGACAACAUCAUCAAGGAUAAGGAAUCCAUCGUGCAGCAGCACAACCGCUCCGUCUUCGUCAAGGAGUGCAUCCGCGACGAGCUCAUCAGCUUCCAGCUCACACAGUACCACAUCAGCCGCUGGAACCAGGACUGGGCGGGCGAGCGCGUCAAGUACGCCGAGAUGCUAGCCGGCAACUGGCGCGCACUGCUGGAACAGCUGGAGGGCAUGCCGCUGGGCCCCUGA